Molecule: messenger RNA, 3036 nt
Organism: Acanthochromis polyacanthus (spiny chromis)
Lineage: Eukaryota; Metazoa; Chordata; Actinopteri; Pomacentridae
Gene: ints9
Product: integrator complex subunit 9
Exons: 17
Coding region: 135-2111 (658 amino acids)
Biological process (GO): snRNA processing
Cellular component (GO): integrator complex
Source: RefSeq, a predicted model, not a curated record
UUCCACUCCUGCUCUGUGGGGGAGGUAGAGGGCAGACGUUAGACAACAGUGAACAGAGGACCUGUACAACGAUGCUGUGUUAGCAACACCGGCUACUCUAAAUUAAUUUAUCGGGCGUUUUUCUUUUGGAAAAAAUGAAAUUGUACUGUUUGUCAGGUCAUCCUACAUUGCCUUGCAAUGUCCUCAAGUUCAAAUCGACCACCAUCAUGCUGGACUGUGGACUGGACACCACCUCAGUCCUCAAUUUUCUGCCCCUUCCUCUGGUGCACAGCCCAAGACUCUCCAAGCUACCUGGAUGGGUCUCUAAGGAUGGAACAAUAAACUUGGAAAAGGAGCUGAAGGAUUGUGCAGGACGGGUGUUCGUGGACUCGCAGCCAGAGUUCUGUCUGCCUGAGAGAGAACUGCUGGACCUGUCGACCAUCGAUGUCAUCCUCAUCUCCAACUACCACUGUAUGAUGGCUCUGCCCUACAUCACCGAGCACACGGGCUUCACCGGGACCGUUUACGCCACCGAACCCACGCUGCAGAUCGGGAGACUGCUGAUGGAGGAGGUGGUGAAUUUCAUGGAGAGAGUUCCCAAAGCUCAGUCUGCCACCUGCUGGAAGAACAAGGAAAUACAACGGAUGCUUCCCGGGCCUCUGAAGGAUGCGGUGGAUGUGUGGACGUGGAAGCGAUGCUACAGCAUGCAGGAGGUCAACUCUGCCCUCAGCAAAGUGCAGCUCGUGGGUUAUUCCCAGAAAGUGGAGUUGUUUGGAGCCGUCCAGGUCUCACCGUUAAGCUCCGGUUACUCGUUGGGCAGCUCCAACUGGAUCAUCCAGUCCCAUCAUGAGAAGGUGUCCUACGUGUCGGGUUCAUCCCUCCUCACCACACAUCCACAGCCGAUGGACCAGAGCUCCCUGAAGAACAGUGACGUUCUGAUUCUGACGGGCCUCACCCAGAUGCCCACCGCCAACCCAGACGGCAUGCUGGGAGAGUUCUGCAGUAACCUGGCCAUGACCAUCCGGGCAGGAGGCAACGUUCUGGUGCCCUGCUACUCCUCAGGCGUGAUCUACGACCUGCUGGAGUGUCUGUACCAGUUCAUCGAGAGCGCCAGCCUGGGGACCACGCCCUUCUACUUCAUCUCUCCUGUAGCCAACAGCUCGCUGGAGUUCUCUCAGAUCUUUGCUGAGUGGCUCUGUCAUAACAAACAAACCAAAGUGUAUCUUCCGGAGCCUCCGUUCCCUCAUGCAGAGCUGAUCCAGACCAACAAGCUGAAGCACUACCCCAGCAUUCACGGAGACUUCAGCAGCGAGUUCCGUCAGCCCUGCGUGGUCUUCACCGGCCAUCCCUCCCUGCGCUUCGGAGACGUGGUCCACUUCAUGGAGCUGUGGGGAAAGUCCAGCCUCAACACCAUCAUCUUCACCGAGCCAGACUUCUCCUACCUGGACGCUCUGGCUCCCUACCAGCCGUUAGCCAUGAAGUGUGUCUACUGUCCCAUCGACACUCGACUCAACUUCCAUCAAGUGUCAAAGCUGCUCAAAGAAGUCCAGCCCCUCCAUGUGGUGUGUCCGGAGCAGUACACCCAGCCCCCCCUCACCCAGUCCCACCGCUCAGACCUGAUGCUGGAGCUGCAGCCUCCUCCCAUGCCCUACAGACGCUGCUCCGUCCUCAACCUGCCCUUCAGACGGCGCUACGAACGCGUCUACAUCCUGCCAGAGCUGGCCAACUCCCUCGUGCCCUCCGAGAUUAAGCCUGGCGUCUCCGUGGCAACCGUCUCUGCAGUGGUUCACUCCAAGGACAACAAGCACACGCUACAGUCGGUCCCCAAACCUCCUCCUGUGGCUCCCAGCAAGAAGAGGAAGCGAGUGAUGGACGAGCCCCCGGUGGUGAUGACCCCCAAACCCCUGCUGAGCGGAGCGGUGCCGCUGGAAGCCUUCCUGGCAACGCUGCAGAAGCACGGGAUCACCGAGGUGAAGGUGGAGGAGACGGCAGACGGACACAUUCUGCACCUGCAGGCCGAGGACACGCUGAUCCAGCUGGAGGAGGACGGGACGCACAUCGUCUGCGACAACAACGAGCCGCUGAGGACCACCCUGAGAGACCUGGUGCUGCGCUUCCUGCAGAAACUCUGACCUGGACCCUCCUCAGGCCUCGUUUUAACAGCACGAGGUACAGUCACAAAGAUCUGAGACUGAUUUAAAUUCUACAUGCAGAUACUCAGAACCUCCUGGAAGUCCCGUCAUGUCUCCUAAACUGUCCAGGUAAAAGUCCAUCCAUCCGAGGAAGAGGAGAAGUCACAAGAAACCAAAUCUUCAAGUAGGGUUGUGGACAAAAUGACGUGUUUACCCAGGUCUGCAUAUCAACCACAAAGUGAAUAUUUGUCAGGAGUUUUUAUGCUCAAAUCAAGCCCAGCUCCAGAGAAAGCUGAAAUACAUUCUAGGCCGUGGAUUUGUGUCUCAGUGGUUCACAUUUGAAUGUGAGACGCUUCAGAUCAAAUAUUAGUCACCAGCGAUGGAUGGAGCCUUUAAAGUUCAUCUCUUCACUCGGAUCAGAACCUCAGAAUGGAGCCAGCAUCCCAGUCUGACAGUGAACCACUUCAUAGAAAGUCAAAUACUCUGCUUUAUUUUCCGUGGCGUCGACGUCUCGUUUCCACCAGAUGUUCUCCAAACACCUCAGGACGGAGCAGAAGAGCUCUGCCUCAGGUGGGCUGAUUCCUGGUGAAGAACCACAUGAACGUUGAAGAAAAGCGUCCUCUGCCAGCUGCUGUUUCUCCUCCUGAUGGAAGCUGCUGAUCCUCCACGUGAAGGUCGGAUCCACUCAGCUGCAGAUGGACGCUAAAUGUUUUAGAUGUUUUCUUCUCUGCUUCAAGUUUGAGCUAAAUGAAGAAAUCCAAAACAGUCCAAAGACUUCAUGUUUGUGCUUCACUGGACUGCAGACGGAGCCGAGUACUGACCUGUCCUGUUUAACGCCGCAGCAGUAGUUCUGCUGUCAUGUUUUAUUUGUAUGAAGCUCACACAGAUGGAUUAUUUUGUAUUAAAAAAUAGUUGUAGAAAACUA